CUAUAGAAAGCUAUGGUAAGCAUAGCGAAGAAGUUUUUGGCCCAAACCCUUAAAUUUUGAAUAGGUUAGACCUUUGACACGAAUCGGAAAUGGUUUUCUUGUAGUGACAAACGAUGGCCAGUGCGCGAAUACUCAGUCGUGGGCUAACCAGGAUAGUAGCUGGCCCCUGGAAUUAUGUUGCAGGUAAAAGAUGUGAGCCAUGCGAUGCUUCUCACAGCAUGAAGGUCAUAGAGCCAGCAACGGGACAGCUGAUGUGUGAAGUACCUGUCUCUGGACAAAAGGAAGUGGCACGUGCUGUAGCAGCUGCCAAAGAAGUGUUUCCAUAUUGGAGUAAGCUCUCUGGUAGGGAACGUGGUCAAAAAUUACUGGAAGCUGGUCGAAUCAUCCGUGAAAAUUUGGAAGAUAUUUCUAAGCUAGAGGUCAGAGAUACUGGAAAACCAAUAUGGGAAGCAAGAGUGGACAUAGCAUCAUGUGCAGAUGCUCUUGAGUAUUAUGGUGGAGUAGCUGGUGCCAUAGUGGGUCAGCAUGUUCCCCUCAGUGGUGGGUCUUUUGCUAUGGUACAGCGUGAGCCUUUAGGAGUAAUUGGAGGGAUUGGUGCCUGGAAUUUUCCCAUGCAGACUUGUGUUUGGAAGGUGGCACCUGCUUUAGCAUGUGGUAAUACAUUUGUUUAUAAACCUUCGCAAUUUACACCUGUUACUGCUGUCACACUUGCAGAAGUUCUUAAGGAAGCUGGUGUGCCUGAUGGAGUAUACAAUGUCAUACAGGGUGAAGGUGAAGCUGGAGUGUUUCUGUGUAAUCAUCCUGAUGUUGCCAAGCUGUCUUUCACUGGCUCUGUUCCAACUGGUGUGAAGGUAAUGGCAACAGGAGCUCAAGGAAUCAAGGCUGUAACCUUGGAGCUGGGAGGCAAAUCUCCUCUCAUCAUAUUUGAGGAUGCUGAUAUGAAGAAUGCCAUCAAAGCUACAUUAAUUGCAAACUUUUUAUCACAAGGUCAAGUUUGUUCUAAUGGCACAAGGGUGUUUGUCCAAAGGAGCAUAUUCAAGGAGUUUGUGAAACGAUUAGUUGAUGCAACCAGUAAAAUGAAGAUUGGCAAUCCAUUUGCUGAAGACACUACUGUGGGAGCAACAAUUCAUGAAGAUCAUGCCAGAAAAGUGUUAAGUUAUAUAUCAAAAGCAAAAGAGGAGGGAGCAACCUUAUUAUGUGGUGGAGAAAGAAUUAUGCUGGAAGGAGAAUUAUCAGGAGGCUAUUAUUUAUCACCAGCAGUCUUAGCAGACUGCAAGGAUGAUAUGACGGUUGUUAAGGAAGAAGUGUUUGGCUCUAUAGCCUCUAUACUAGAAUUUGAUACAGAAGAGGAAGCUAUUCAAAGAGCCAAUAAUACUGAUUUUGGCCUUGCUGGAGCUGUGUUUACCAAGGAUAUUCAGCGUGGACACAGAGUUGCUAAUUCCAUUGAGGCUGGUACAGUUUGGAUAAACAAUUACAACCUGUAUCCAACUGAAGUGCCAUUUGGAGGUUACAAACACAGUGGAAUAGGAAGAGAAAAUGGCUUGGCAGUUAUCGAUUUCUUUACUCAGACUCGUACUGUGUAUGUAGAGAUGGGUGAUGUUGACUGUGGUCCCCUGUAUCAGGAAUAAUACCAUUGCAGUUAGUACAUAGUAUACAUUAAGUAGAUUUUUGUAUUUUAACAUUUUUAUGUAGCUGUAGAUAUUUUUAGCAAUCAUGAAUGUGAUUUUUACAAAAGUUGGUGCUGUUGUUGGCAAUGAAAGAUUCUAUUUUUUAUACAUUGUUACUCAAGGCAUUGUAGUCAACUAUACAGUAGAGACCCGGUUCACGACCGUAUUAGAACUCGACAUAAUCGGAUUUCGCCACUAAAUUUCCAAUAAACUUUGUAUCUGUUUUCAACCAAAAAAACCAGUUUCGACCCCGACCAUAUGAUGUUU
Molecule: messenger RNA, 1934 nt
Organism: Macrobrachium nipponense
Lineage: Eukaryota; Metazoa; Arthropoda; Malacostraca; Decapoda; Palaemonidae
Product: 4-trimethylaminobutyraldehyde dehydrogenase-like
Exons: 13
Coding region: 114-1628 (504 amino acids)
Molecular function (GO): 4-trimethylammoniobutyraldehyde dehydrogenase (NAD+) activity; aminobutyraldehyde dehydrogenase (NAD+) activity
Source: RefSeq, a predicted model, not a curated record